Molecule: messenger RNA, 929 nt
Organism: Olea europaea var. sylvestris
Lineage: Eukaryota; Viridiplantae; Streptophyta; Magnoliopsida; Lamiales; Oleaceae
Product: protein NRT1/ PTR FAMILY 8.1-like
Exons: 1
Coding region: 129-797 (222 amino acids)
Biological process (GO): transmembrane transport
Cellular component (GO): membrane
Molecular function (GO): tripeptide transmembrane transporter activity
Source: RefSeq, a predicted model, not a curated record
ACAAUGUCAAAGGUAAGGUGGAUCCCUGGCGACUUUGCACCGUCACUCAAGUUGAAGAACUCAAGUCGAUAGUCAGGAUUCUCCCCGUGUGGGCGUCUGGAAUAGUUUUCGCAACGGUAUACAGUCAGAUGAACACAAUGUUUGUUAUACAAGGCAACACCAUGGACCAACAUAUUGGCCCUCAUUUUGAAAUCCCAUCAGCAUCCUUAUCCCUCUUUGAUACAGUCAGUGUCAUUUUCUGGGUGCCCGUUUACGACCGAAUAAUCAUCCCGUUUGCAAGAAAGUUCACUCGCCAUGAACGGGGAUUUACACAGCUCCAAAGAAUGGGCAUUGGACUUGUCAUCUCGACUUUCGCCAUGGUCGUUGCUGGUUCACUAGAGGUUAUUCGACUCGACAAUGUGAGAAGAAAUAAUUACUAUGAUCUUAAAAAGAUCCCCAUGUCAAUCUUCUGGCAAGUGCCUCAGUACUUUCUGGUCGGAUGUGCAGAAGUUUUCACAUUCGUUGGACAACUGGAGUUCUUUUACGACCAGGCGCCUGAUGCGAUGAGAAGCUUAUUGUCGGCUCUCUCUCUCACGACGGUUGCAUUAGGCAACUACCUGAGUACUCUCUUAGUGACGAUUGUGACCGACAUUACCACAAGACACGGGAAACUUGGUUGGAUUCCGGAAAAUUUGAACCGGGGCCAUCUCGACUACUUCUAUUGGUUGUUGGCUAUCCUCAGCAUAAUCAACUUCUUCGUGUAUCUGUUGAUUGCAAAGUUUUACACUUACAAGAAGGUCACGGGAAAACCUCGUUGAUUCAGUUUAUACAAGUUAUGCAUUUAGCAAUUCAUAUGCUUUAUUACCAGACGAUGAAAAUUUGUAAAUACAGAUGGGAACUGGGGAAUGAUGAGUGUGUUUUCUUCUUAAUCCAAGAGUCUAUUGUUAAUU